Molecule: messenger RNA, 3847 nt
Organism: Anopheles stephensi (Asian malaria mosquito)
Lineage: Eukaryota; Metazoa; Arthropoda; Insecta; Diptera; Culicidae
Gene: nudE
Product: nuclear distribution protein nudE homolog
Exons: 2
Coding region: 683-2224 (513 amino acids)
Biological process (GO): vesicle transport along microtubule; cell migration; chromosome segregation
Cellular component (GO): kinesin complex; centrosome; kinetochore
Molecular function (GO): microtubule binding
Source: RefSeq, a predicted model, not a curated record
UGUCAUCAGUCGUUCGAGUUUUCAUUUUGUGUUUUUGCGAGGAAAAAAACCAGGAGAAAGAAACAGAACAGAAAUAAAUAGUGUCGAGCGAUGAAAACGCACUUGGCUUAGUGCAAGAACGAAAAAAGCAAAACGCCUGCAGAUUGUGUUUGUGGUGUUGUUGGUGUAAUGCGGUUCAUUAAUUGCUAGGUGCGAGAAGCUCCAUCCCGCUGGUGCAUUUGUGCAAUCCCACGCAGCAAGGGCACGCAAGUGAGCUUCUUGCAUCGCGUGCGAGGUGGCAUUUCCUCGGGUGGUCCUCGGGUCACCUCGUCCGUGUGUCCGUCGGUCGCGUAGGUUGCAACGGAAAGCAAACGGAAGGGACGUAGGAACCUGCAAGGACAGAAAAAGGCACCACCACUUCCGUCGGGUGCCCAUCAGUGUUGGGGGCCGUACGUUGUGCUACGGCUGGUCAUUAGCGCCGUACGUCGUUGCUUUGCGUCGAUAUGAGUGCACGAGAGGCGACCACCGAAUGGGAAGAAUUGCACAAUUGAUUUUUCUUAACCACGAACGACCGAAGGGCUGUCACCCGCAGAACGCCAGGGUGUGAAGCUUAAAAACAAACAUUACGAACACCAGUGGAAGGAACGUUUGCAGAAAGUAACAAAAAAGGAAGCAAAAAAAAAGGUUGGCGAGCGAGUGCAUCAUGGAGGAUAAACUGUUUACGAGCGUGGAGGAGGAGUGCCUGUACUGGAAGGAGCGAUGCCUGAAGGUGUCGCAGGAGCGGGACGAUGCGCAGCGGGAGUUUGAUGACUUCACCACCGAGUCACGGCAGCUGGAGGCUGAGCUAGAAAUGACGGUCGAGCAGCAGGAGAAGAAAAUUCGCGAUCUGAACCAGCUGGUGAAUCAGCUGCACGGGGAGAACGAAUCCUACAAGCGGAAGAUGCAGUACACGGAAAACGAAACAAACAAAAUCGAUGCGGACUUUCGGCAGAUAGCUAAGGAAAAUGAGAAGCUAAAGGUGUACAUUCGUGAACUGGAGCAGAAAAAUGACGAUCUCGAACGAGCAAAUCGAGUAGCCAGUGAAAGUGUCGCAGAAUUUGAAUCGAUGCUAAACCAAGCGUACGAGAAAAACGCCCUGCUGGAGCUCGAGGUGGACGAGAAGGAGCGCAUGCAAAUUAAGCUGCAGCGAUUAAUGGACGAGGCCCGUGAUUUGAAGCAAGAGCUAAAAGUUCGUACCCUAAAACCGGACGAGCAUGGUGAAAAGUUGGAAGAAGGCGAGUUGACCGAGGUGAACGGGGAUGAUCGAAACAAAUCGCUGGAUCCAUCCAACGAAAGCACAUCAACGGCAGCAGCAACAGCAGCAACAACAACCUUCGCUACCGCCGUAACGGCCGGGAUCGGUGGUGUGAAUAGUGUUUGCCUUGACGGUGGAACAGCUCCGGAAGAAGCGUCAUUAACAGGUUCUAAGCUGGAGACGCUGAAUAACAAUCUUAACACCAGUAAGCAGCGCAGUUCUUUGGUAAAGCUAUCGGCAAGCAAACUGAACGAUUUUGGACGUGAAACGGCCAAUGAGCAGGAUUCUACCAAGACACUGGAUGGGAUCGUGGCGGACGGUGUGAAGGCGGCACUGCUGUCGCCUGGUAGUCAGCUGAUAAUCGAGCGCAAUGGAAACAACGCACCACCUUCAACGGCGCUUAUCCCUGGCGGUGGGCUGGGUGGGCUGAAUGCUCCCAUGGCACCAAGCGACCGUGUUUCGACGCUCAACAUCGUGGCGGAUCUGCUCCGGCGGCUAGACAACAUGGAAGCCAAGUUGAAGGCGUGGAAAAUCCGCAAACCCACGUCACGGACAGGGCCCGGUAGUGCAGGGGCCGGUACGCUCGGUAGCAACCGGUCAUCGCUACACACCAGCCACACUAUCUCGAAUCUGCACCACAGCAGUAAUCACCAAAACCACCAGCAGCAGCAGCAACACCAUCACCAUAGCAACCAUCAUUACCAAAGCCAGUCGCAACCGCAUCACCACCACACCGACAGCAACCUUUCGCUCAAUUCGCUUGGUUCAGGCGAUGGUACGUUGCUGCUAACAUCUCCCGCCAACUGCUGCGGCACUGGCAGCGGCAGCAGUAGCAACGUGCAACUACACUCCUACCAGCCGAGCACCAUCACGAUCGGUACGCAGACGUCUCAGCAUCUGCCCGCGUCGGCCUUGACCAGCAAAACGGAACUGUUGCGUACGAAUAAGUAAGGUGCUGGCUGGGCAUAGAUACUACUAUACCGAACACAAAACCGCCGGACGGAGGUUGUGUUUGCACACCAACACUCUCUCACACACACAGAGAAACACAAAACAAGGACAAAGGAAGCGCGUCAAACUAACGAUGGUUCUGCACAGGGAUCGGAUGAAAAUGCUAGGUAAAUAAUAGGAGAAAAAGUGAUUUAAUUUAAACUUUCCGUUUUUUUUCUUGUUCUAUUAUGCCACCACGUCCAUCAGAGAUAGCGAGAGCGAGAGAGAGAGAGAGUUUAGUUUUGUAUUAGUAUAUUUACUACUACUCUGUAUGUAAUUUGGUUUUUAAUCGUAAUCGUAAUCGUGGUUCCGUUUUAACAGUAAUUCCUUCAUCGGUUGUACAUAUAAGCCGUAGCGUAUGAUGAAGAGAUGGAAACCGGUGUGCAAACAAACACGAGGAAUCAAAUGCCAACCCCCCUCUCUCUGCCUGGUGUGGGACGAUGUUUGUAAUGUAUUAAUUUGUAUUUUUCCUCCGUUUUCAUUAGCAUUAUCUAUUUAUGAUAUUCUUUUUUUUUUUUGGAAGCUGCUACCACCGGUUCGUUCUGUGCAGUGAGUGUGUGUCGUUUUCCUUUAUCUAUGGAACUCGCGCUGUAAAGCUUUCGCAGAGCACACACUAUUUUUGCUAGACAUACAAUUCGCUCUUGGAAUCGUUGAUCGUUUUCAAAUUGGUGGUAAAACAUCGAACUGCAUUAGGUUAUUGAUUUGGAUGCUACUGUGCAACUUCGAACGGAUGCACCACUGCGCUUAUUUUGCUACAACCCGAACGAACGCGUAAAACGGGGUACGUUCGUACGCAUUCAAUUGCACUGCUUAUAGCGAUAGCAAUAUACUCGUUUAGUAAAACGCUCCCGACAGCCUUCUUCUAAAUUCUAAAAUGGAAGCAAUUGGAAGCUUUCUACCGUUUAAAAACAUGAUUACGAAAAGUUUUGUAAAUUGAUUGUGCGUCCCACUCACGAAAUAUUUCCUACUGUUAAUCUGCAUAGGUUGCCUCACGUACGCUUACAGAUAUUUAAGAAGGAUGAACAAAAAAACGAGAAAAGAGUCGGUUUGCUUUAUACACCCUAUAUAGAUCGUACUACUGCGGCCACUAGUAGCAGAAAGGGCGCCGAGCGGAGCAAUACAUGUAUAACCGUGCCCACCUUCACCUUCAGUCUGGGUAGAAGACUUUAGCAAACAUGAACAACCAAAAUUGGCCAUCUACCUUACCACGGCCAAUCCGACCACCUGCGUAACACACCCCAGUUACGUGUUGUGACAAAUGUUAUAAGGGGUAAGGAAAGCAGAAACUGCAUUCUGUAUGCAAUUAUUGCACCAUAAAAAAACCAGCGAGCAAGAAAGUGCAGCGUCAAUGUACAAACGUGAUUCGAAGAAUUGGGAUAGAGCUUGAGUGAUUGAAACUGGGCGGCAAUAAAUGGCUAACAAAAGCAAAACGGCAUAAUAGUAUGUAUGUACAACACACACACACACAAUGAUAACGGAGCAAUGCAGCAAACUACCAUAAAGCUAGCAGUGAAAGUGAUCAAGACUAACGCAUAAUAAAGGCUAUAUUUAUUCAAAUGAAUAACAAUAGUAAAAGAAAGCAAA